UCCGAUGUCGCCGCGCGAACAGCAACAUGUUACAAGGGUGUUGCCCUAUUUGCUAUUUGAUCGACGAAUGGUUCUUUUGAUGCGCACAAAGAAGAACUUAGUUUUACGACUUGAAUUGCUGUUCCGUCUUUCCCGCUUUGACCAUGGACGCGUCGCCUCAGACUUAUGACCAUGUCUCAUUCCAACUUUUCGCGCUCGCGCCGUCGAUGGAUCCAAAAGCGAAUGGACGCAUGUUGCCUCAGAACCAAUCCUGUCCGUACUGUCCCGCCAAGUACAGCAGACCCACACAUCUUCAUAGGCAUAUUCGGUCUCAUACUCACAAACGCAUUCAUAAGUGCACGAUGUGCAAUUCCCAGUUUGUUAGGCGGGAUGUAUUGAACAGACAUAUGAAGUCAUGCGGGGGACCGCUCGCUGCCAAUCGCUCAAAAAGAAAGUCCUGUCAGUCUUGCGUUCAGUCUAGAGUCAAAUGCGACCGGCAUAUCCAAGAUCCCUGCUCGAAAUGCGCCGCUCGUGGCAAAAGGUGCAUAUUUAUCAGCGAUACAACCGGAGGACGAGAAAACGAUAUUACGGAUCCUUUUGAUGGAUCAGGCACACCCUCCUCAUCCUCAUCCACGUCCUCUCCGGCAUGCUCGCCCAUUUUUUCGGUCUCGCGAGAAGCGUCAAGUGCGGGAUCACCUUCUUCGCUUGAUACGCCUCCAGAUUGGGAACUGGACGACAUCCUAGGGCUAUCCAUAUCUCAUACUGAAGAACCCAACAAUGAAUUCGGAUGGGAGGCAUUUCUUGACAAGUUAUACUCGCCCUCUCAUGACCCUUCCGGCGCGAUUGCACUCGAAAACGAUUACUUCGAUUUGGACUUUUCGUCAGACCUAGGGCCAGCAAGUUUCGGAUGCGAUACCGCUGAUUCAGCUCCCUUUCUCGCUCCCCCGCUGAUUGCCGUUCCCACCGACCUUGAUGUUGACAAUCAAACAUACCUUCGCCUAUUUUUCACCGACUUUUGUAAACAGAUACCCCUGGUGCACCAAGCAACAUGGAGCAUAGAAAGAAAACCCUAUGUGCUAGUGCGAGCCAUGCAAGCAUGCGGGGCCCUUUUUGUCAAAACACGCCAAGCUGCCGAGUUUAUCGAAGAAACCCUUGAUUCGCGUAAUUUGCUUUUGCAAGAAUUUGCUUCAUGCAGCCCGAAAGAUCGGGUCUAUGUGAUACUGGCGGUUGUCCUAUUGCAAACGCUUGGAUUGUUUCACCAGCGCGCGGAGACGCGCGUCGCAACUAGUGUUUACCACGGAAUGUUGGUGAUGAUGAUCCACCAGUCGGGAUUGAUGAGCCAGGAACGCUCUUGGGUCGUACCUGAUAUCGAUGACGCCGUUUCCUUGGAACAGUCUUGGAAGGAUUGGAUAUCACACGAGACUGCCAAGAGGGCACUGCAUCUAUCAUACCUUCACGACUGUUGUUACUCGAUAUAUUUUUCAAAACAAUCUUCGUUCCGUGCAAUCGAAUUCGACAUCGAUCUUCCAUGCGAUGAAGAGUUGUGGAACGCGCAGACCCCCGCAGAAUGGCUCUCGGUUUUCCAGGCGGCCUCGCUAUAUGGGGUAGACUCAACCAUGCUGCGCGGGGCUGAUUUCCAGCUGACCCUGACGCAUCUUGCCCAGGCUCCAAAUAUCCCUCUCUCUGUCGACGGUACAUUCCCAUCGCCGCUGAACUCGUUUUCCCAAUCCAUCCUGAUCCAUGUCAUCUUACGGGACGUCCUUUCACGACGCACUCCGAGUGAUCGCUCUCAUUACCUUCUUCAGAACUGGUUCCAGCUGUGGAUCCAGACCCCCGUGCCAGCGACGGUGGAUCAGGACUCGCCGCUGAUUCAAAACCCGCUAUCUUUUUACUGGUUAACGCAGGUGGUACUGGUUGCUAUCGACGAGGGGGGUCCUGGAUGGGUGGCUGAUACAGCUCGGUCCGGAAAGAGAUACACACUUUUGAAGGAGUGGCUAGAACGCAUACGGUUUUUCUUACGGCAAAGCCAUGAUAUCCCCGUACGUCUGUGGGGGGAAUUGAUGGUUGUCCGUUCAGGUCAAGUCUUAGAGGUUGAGUUCGACGACUUGUCGAAUCCAGAAUCGAGCUUAGAUCAACCCAACGGUCUACUGUCCUUCUUCAAAAACCAGUAAAACACCUAUAUUAAACCCUCUAUUUAUAACAUAUCAACGUAGUUUAUUUAUUUCACGCAUUAUUUACUUGUAGCCCAUUUGUACACUAGCAUAUAAAGAUAGACCAGAGAGUAGACAUUAUCCGGUGUGUUUCAAUACUUUAUUUUGUUACGAGAUCUAGAUUUGCUUGCUGUGUAUUUUACGAGUUUGUCGUCCAAAGCCUCGAAUCAGGAAGGUGGCUCAAUCA
Guyanagaster necrorhizus is the source of this 2376-nucleotide messenger RNA. RefSeq lists its product as uncharacterized. The transcript has 10 exons. The record is from RefSeq and is a predicted model, not a curated record. Lineage: Eukaryota; Fungi; Basidiomycota; Agaricomycetes; Agaricales; Physalacriaceae. Gene Ontology annotation, biological process: regulation of DNA-templated transcription; DNA-templated transcription. Gene Ontology annotation, molecular function: zinc ion binding; DNA-binding transcription factor activity, RNA polymerase II-specific; DNA binding. The coding region runs from base 144 to 2150 and encodes 668 amino acids.